ACAACAUGCACACACACAUCCAAACACAUCAUACACACAUAGACUGGGAGAAUCCACUACUAGCCUGCGCAGCCUGACACCAUGCAUGCUGCAAUCCCCUCCAUGCAUGCUCUGCCGGAAUAUGCAUCUCUAUCCUGGGACUUGAAUGAUGUUCUGCUGCAGCAAGACUGGACAGUCACAUGCCACAUGAGGAUUUAAUCUUUUUUGUUGUUGCUUUCAUCCAAAGGAGCAUCUUGAAGAUUCUGGGCUUCAGUUUUAUCUCUAGAAAUAUUCUUCUUCUUUUUAGCUCAUCAUCUUUGUUUUUUUGCUGGGUGGUCAAAGUUACCUCUGCAUCCCACAAUGGAACUAAAUUGGAUGCUGCUCCUGUCUCUGAUUUGGCAAGUGCAAGCUGUGGAAGAGACCUUAAUGGACACACGAACGGCUACAGCAGAGCUAGGCUGGACGGCAACUCCUUCCUCUGGGUGGGAAGAGGUGAGCGGCUACGAUGAAAACCUCAAUACAAUACGCACAUACCAAGUGUGCAAUGUUUUUGGACCCAACCAGAACAACUGGCUUCGCACUACCUUCAUUCCUCGGAGGAAUGCCCAGCGUGUCUACGUGGAGAUGCGCUUUACUGUCCGGGACUGUAGUAGCCUCCCUAAUGUGCCAGGCUCUUGCAAAGAAACUUUUAAUUUAUAUUACUAUGAGUCAGACUCCCAUGUUCCCAAUAAAGACUCUGCAUUUUGGAAUGAUGCCCCAUAUCUUAAAGUUGAUACCAUAGCUGCUGAUGAAAGCUUCUCACAGGUGGACUUUGGUGGGAGACUGAUGAAAGUAAACACUGAAGUUCGUAGCUUUGGCCCAUUGACUCGCAGUGGCUUCUAUUUAGCAUUCCAGGACUAUGGAGCAUGUAUGUCACUCCUGUCUGUCCGUGUCUUCUUCAAAAAGUGCCCGUCUGUGGUUCAGAAUUUUGCAGUCUUCCCGGAAACCAUGACUGGGGCAGAGAGCACGUCACUGGUGAUAGCAAGAGGAACAUGUAUCCCUAAUGCAGAGGAAGUAGAUGUACACAUUAAACUGUACUGCAAUGGUGAUGGAGAAUGGAUGGUGCCCAUCGGCAGAUGUACCUGCAAAGCUGGAUAUGAACCUGAAAAUCAUACUGUCUGUAAAGCCUGCCCAGCUGGCAUGUUUAAAGCCAACCAGGGAUUGGGGAUUUGUGCUCCAUGUCCUGCGAACAGUCGCUCUACGGCGGAGGCCUCUCCCAUCUGUAUCUGCCGCAAUGGCUACUAUCGGGCGGAUUUUGACCCACCAGAGGCAAUGUGUACAAGUGUUCCUUCUGGACCACGCAAUGUCAUCUCUAUAGUGAACGAGACGUCCAUCACAUUGGAAUGGCACCCCCCACGUGAAACUGGAGGCAGGGAUGACGUCACCUACAACAUCAUCUGCAAGAAAUGCCGCUCUGACCGGAGGACUUGCUCGCGGUGUGAUGAUAAUGUGGACUUUGUUCCCCGACAAAUGGGGCUCACAGACACCCGAGUCUUCAUCAGCAAUUUAUGGGCCCACACACCGUAUACGUUUGAGAUCCAGUCGGUGAACGGAGUCACCAAUAAAAGCCCAUUCCCUCCCCAACAUGUGUCUGUCAAUAUUACUACCAACCAAGCAGCUCCUUCCACUGUUCCCAUCAUGCACCAGGUCAGAGCUACUAUGAAGAGUAUCACCCUAUCUUGGCCUCAACCAGAGCAGCCCAACGGAAUUAUCCUGGACUAUGAAAUUCGAUAUUAUGAGAAGGAUCAAAAUGAAUUUAACUCAUCUAUAGCAAGAAGCCAAACCAACACAGCCAGCAUAGAAGGACUGAAGCCUGGUGUGGUGUAUGUGGUACAGGUCAGGGCACGCACAGUGGCAGGUUAUGGAAAGUACAGUGGAAAAAUGUGCUUCCAAACACUGACUGAUGAGGAUUACAAAUCAGAGUUGAGAGAGCAGCUUCCACUGAUUGCUGGCUCGGCAGCAGCGGGUGUUGUCUUCAUAGUGUCCCUGGUGGCUAUUUCCAUUGUAUGCAGUAGGAAGAGAACGUACAGUAAAGAAGCAGUGUACAGUGAUAAACUACAGCACUACAGCACCGGCAGAGGCUCUCCAGGAAUGAAGAUUUAUAUCGACCCCUUCACAUAUGAAGAUCCCAAUGAAGCUGUGAGGGAAUUUGCUAAGGAGAUUGACGUCUCUUUUGUGAAAAUUGAAGAGGUUAUUGGGGCAGGAGAGUUUGGGGAGGUGUACAAGGGCCGUCUGAAGCUCCCUGGGAAGAGGGAAAUCUAUGUUGCUAUAAAAACACUUAAAGCUGGAUAUUCUGAAAAGCAAAGAAGGGAUUUUCUGAGUGAAGCAAGCAUUAUGGGCCAGUUUGAUCAUCCCAACAUCAUCCGACUUGAGGGUGUGGUGACCAAGAGCCGACCUGUUAUGAUCAUUACUGAGUUCAUGGAAAAUGGUGCGCUGGACUCCUUCCUGCGGCAAAACGAUGGGCAGUUUACAGUGAUCCAGCUGGUGGGAAUGCUUCGAGGGAUUGCAGCUGGCAUGAAGUAUCUGUCGGAAAUGAAUUAUGUGCACAGAGACCUGGCAGCCAGGAACAUCCUGGUGAAUAGCAACCUGGUGUGCAAGGUGUCUGACUUUGGGCUGUCUCGCUAUCUGCAGGAUGAUACGUCAGAUCCAACGUACACCAGCUCCUUGGGGGGGAAGAUCCCAGUGAGAUGGACAGCACCAGAGGCUAUUGCUUAUCGCAAAUUUACAUCGGCCAGCGAUGUCUGGAGUUACGGUAUUGUCAUGUGGGAAGUUAUGUCAUUCGGAGAACGGCCAUACUGGGACAUGUCCAAUCAGGACGUCAUCAAUGCCAUCGAGCAGGAUUACCGCCUGCCUCCCCCCAUGGACUGUCCAGCAGCCCUGCACCAGCUCAUGCUGGACUGUUGGCAGAAGGAUCGAAACAGCCGGCCGCGCUUUGGGGACAUCGUCAAUACUCUGGACAAGAUGAUCAGGAACCCCGCCAGCCUCAAAACAGUGGCCACCAUCCCUGCUGUGCCUUCCCAGCCACUGCUUGACCGCUCCAUCCCAGACUUCACAGCCUUUACCUCAGUAGAUGACUGGUUGAGUGCUAUCAAAAUGGGACAGUACAGAGAUAACUUCCUGAGCUCUGGUUACACCUCAUUGCAGCUUGUCGCCCAGAUGACUCCAGAGGACCUUCUGAGGAUAGGAAUUACAUUAGCUGGACACCAGAAAAAAAUCCUGAACUGUAUUCAGUCCAUGAGGGUCCAAAUGAGCCAGUCACCCACCUCUAUGGCAUGAGACUCUGGGUUGGGUGAGGGAACCUUCAAGGGUGGGGAGGGAAAGAGAAGAGGUUGAAGAUAUGAAAAGUUUGGGCAGUGGGGAAAGAUGAACUUUGCAAUUCAAGAAGUAACACGUCAGGGUCAAUGGUGGACUACCCGUCAGGAACCUAACAGCCAAUACUUUGUCUCAUAUAAGUAGAAGCAGUGCAAAUCUGAAAAUAACAAAUAUUUCAUAAAAAUGUCAGUUGAUGGAUUUACACUGUGUUUGCAGAUGGCUGAUGUUUCAUAAUGGUUGGACAUUUCCAGAGAAGGUCUUGCCUGUGAACAUCAGUGGUAUUGGUUGAAAUAAAGGUGCUUAAUUUCAUCAUCAUACAAUUGCAAAAGGACGGAGGAUGCCACAUUAAGCCCGCUUCACCCAUGAAUGGAUGCCACAUGUAUCCACAUUUCUGACACAGUUGCUGCAUCAAGGAGGAAGGCCACUGCACACUUCCAUCUUCUCUUUAUUGUUUUGAUUGUCUUCAUAUUGAAGAUGUUUGUAUGGAAGAACAAACAUUUAUCUUCUUUUUUUGCUUGCAUUUUUUGGCAAAAAC
Molecule: messenger RNA, 3865 nt
Organism: Nanorana parkeri
Lineage: Eukaryota; Metazoa; Chordata; Amphibia; Anura; Dicroglossidae
Gene: EPHB1
Product: EPH receptor B1
Exons: 16
Coding region: 340-3294 (984 amino acids)
Biological process (GO): axon guidance; cell surface receptor protein tyrosine kinase signaling pathway; protein phosphorylation
Cellular component (GO): neuron projection; plasma membrane
Molecular function (GO): ATP binding; protein binding; transmembrane-ephrin receptor activity
Source: RefSeq, a predicted model, not a curated record